AUGUUUCUAAAAUCUGUCCGCAGGUUCGCGCUGCUCACCGUUUUGGCAAUUGCAGUGCGUGCGGCUGAUUUCAAGGAGGAAGAUGAUGUGCUAGUGCUAACGGAAAGUGACUUUGCAGAGGCUGUGGCAACUCACAAUCCAAUGCUGGUCGAGUUCUACGCACCCUGGUGCGGUCACUGUAAGAACCUCGCACCUGAGUAUGCGGCGGCGGCAAAGAAUCUUAAGGAUUUGGAUCCUCCCAUUCGCCUCGCCAAGGUUGACGCCACGGCCGAGGCCAAACUGGCUGAGCAGUUUGCUGUCCGCGGUUUUCCCACCCUUAAGUUCUUUAAGGGUGACGUGGAAGCUGUCAAGGAAUAUGACGGCGGUCGCACAUCAGCGGAAAUCGAGAAGUGGGUGAUUAAAAAGUCUGGUCCAGCUGUUGUCAUGAUCAAUUCUGCUGAGGAGCUUGAAAAUCUAAAGAAAGAUAACGACGUUGUGGUGUUCACGGUGGUGGAUGCUAAGGAUGGCGAAUCUCGCUCCAUGCUCGAGACGCUGGCGGAUAAUGACGUUUUGGCUGUGUAUGCUGCCUCGACUAAUGUCGACUUGAUGGUUGAAACUUCUGCUGUGAACGAGGUGGUAUUGUAUAAAAAAUUUGACGAGGGAGUAGUCGUGUACAACGGUGAUUUCGAGAAAAAGGCACUGAGUGAGUUUGUGAAGGCCAACAGCUUGCCACUUGUCAUCACAUUCUCCCAGGACUUGGCUCCCACGAUUUUUGGCGGCGACAUGACCGAGCACGUACUGGCUUUCGUCGACAUGGACGAAGAUUAUGUUUCUGGCAUCGAAACUGCUCUCAGAACGCCUGCUGAAGCGAAUAAAGGCAAGCUCUUGCACGUCGUUAUGCCUAGCACUGAGAAGCGCAUCGUGGAUUACUUUGGGCUGACAGAAGAAGAGAUGCCUGUUGUUAUGCUCGUGAAUAUGGCUGGCUCUAUGAAAAAGUACGGAUUUAACUACAAAGCUGAUAGUCUCGUCGCCAAGAUUGACGAUGGUCUUGCUGACGACCUUGUCGCCUUCGAGAAGAGCUACUUCGAAGGUAAGCUGACUCCUUUGCUCAAAUCGGCCGAGCCCGAGGACGACAGCGACGAGGCUGUCAAGGUAAUUGUCGGCAAAGACUUUCAGGAACGUGUGAUCAACAAUGACAAAGACGUGCUGCUCAAGUUCUAUGCUCCAUGGUGCGGCCACUGCAAGUCUUUGGCCCCCAAAUUCGAGGAACUGGCCGAAAAGUUUGCUGAUGUUGAAAGUAUUAUAAUUGCCAAAAUGGAUGCAACGGCUAAUGAGGUUGACCACUCUGGUGUGGAUGUGCGCGGUUUUCCAACAAUCAUCUUUUUUCCAGGUAAAGACAAGCAAAAUCCAGUCGUGUACGAUGGAUCGCGCGAUGUUGAAGGUUUCACCGAGUUUUUGAAGACCAAUGCGCAGAAGUUCAAGCUAGACGGCUCGAAUUACGGAGCAGAGGAUGGCGAAGACAUUGUAGAAGACGAAAAUGAGAAAGAGGUGGCACAGGAGGAUAAAAAGGAAGUUGAGCACGAAGAGCUUUAA
This is a messenger RNA of Plasmopara halstedii, 1572 nucleotides long. Its product is annotated as protein disulfide-isomerase domain. Gene Ontology annotation, biological process: response to endoplasmic reticulum stress; protein folding. Gene Ontology annotation, cellular component: endoplasmic reticulum. Bases 1 to 1572 code for a protein of 523 amino acids. The transcript has a single exon. Gene Ontology annotation, molecular function: protein disulfide isomerase activity. Lineage: Eukaryota; Oomycota; Peronosporomycetes; Peronosporales; Peronosporaceae. The record is from RefSeq and is a predicted model, not a curated record.